Molecule: messenger RNA, 3021 nt
Organism: Varroa destructor (honeybee mite)
Lineage: Eukaryota; Metazoa; Arthropoda; Arachnida; Mesostigmata; Varroidae
Product: acetylcholinesterase-1-like
Biological process (GO): choline metabolic process; acetylcholine catabolic process
Cellular component (GO): plasma membrane
Molecular function (GO): acetylcholinesterase activity
Source: RefSeq, a predicted model, not a curated record
UUUGAAAUUUAGCAGGACGUGUGAAUCUCGCCAAUUUUGCCGUAGUAGUUCGUUCAGCUGAGUAAUGCUUGUGGAACUUUAUAGAUCUGUGGAUUAGUUGGAACAGAACAGUAGAUUGGUGACUGGCAUAUAUCUAGGCAAAUUAAUGGAAGUUCUUCUUUUUUAAUUCACUUUCAAUAAGAAACAAGUUAAGCUGAUAGCUUAUGCAUUGAAUUGCCGUUGAGAGGAUUACCGGUGCUUAUUGGUCAAACGAGAAAACUUCAGCGGCAAGCAACACAAUGAGGACGUUUGAGCCCUUGCUUUCGUGUUUCUUUUUGUGCUUCUCGCUGUCCUUAGGUACAAUUUAUACAAAAAAGGAUAGCCAGAGUGAUGCAGUUCAUGGCGUGAUUAAGAAUUACCUCGAUAAACAACUGCGAGUUUUCACUGGAAUUCCUUAUGCACAGCCACCGAAGGGAAAGCUUCGUUUCCUCAAGCCUCAACCUCUAAGGCCGUCUGGAAACCUACGCCUCGCCAACCAUGCAGCUCCAUCAUGCAUGCAGUCCACACCGCAGAUUACUGACUCAGUCCCUCAACAAGAACCAGUGAACGCUAAUCAAUCUUCUCUCACAUCACGUUUGCCGGAUGUAAAUUCAUCCAGCGUGCCAACAGGAAAUUUGCCCGCGCCUUCCAGUGAAAGCCCCGGUGGUCCAUACUUCCCAGAACUGCCUGAUAUAAACGCCACUUUUUCAGAAGAUUGCCUAUAUCUGAAUAUUUGGACACCAUUUCUCGGCGCACGAACUCGAACCCUGAAAGCCGUGCUAAUCUUCAUUCACGGAGGAGGUUUUCGAAUGGGCAGUGCGUCUGUUGACACUUACGAUGGGGGUGUCCUUUCAGCCUAUGGCGACAUUGUCGUGGUAUCUUUCAACUAUAGACUAGGAGCGUUUGGAUUUUUGCAGCUAAAUUCGAAGGUGUCCGGAAAUAUGGGACUAUACGAUCAGGUCCGUGCUUUGGAAUGGGUCCAACAUAACGUAGAAUAUUUCGGGGGCGAUCCUCAACGAGUAACUGUUAUGGGACACGAAGCUGGGGCAGUGUCUCUCGGAAUGCUUCUGUUAUCGCCUCUUUGCAAGGGGCUUCUUCAACAAGCUGUGCUACUUAGCGGUGCUCCGAACUGGCUUGUUGACCCAAUGGAUAAUGAAGACUCGGUGAUGAAGGCGAGAAAAUUGGCGCGUGCUGCCGGAUGUCACUCUCGGUCACGCCACCCUGGACGCGAAGCUCAACAGCUAGGCCAAUGCCUCCUCAAGGUCGAUGCGGCGCGCCUCGUUAAGGCCGAAGCACAGGUAUUGAAUGGCAGCUACUAUAGCUUUAUGCCUCGUCAGAGAGAUAUGAUUAUCCCUAUGGAUCCGGUUGUUGCAGUAGCCAAGGGGCAUGUCCUUCCCGUUGAUGUCCUUGUUGGUUUCACUGAGAAUGAAGGUUUCAUGCAGGCAUACAAACUUUUCCCCACGCUGUUCAACUUCGAGCGACCUGUUAACCUCUCAUUACAGGAUGCCGAAGAUAUCCUCAUGCAGGCGGUCGAACUAUUUCCGGCCACGGCUAAGGACUACAUGAAAGAAAUGUAUUUUGGAAGACUAAGUACUUCGUCGUCGCCAGACGAUAUUCGCGAUGGACUGGCACAGGCCUUCGGAGAUAUCUUUGUCACCUGUCCUGCGCGAAUAUUUGCAGAGUCCUACGGAGAUCGGCCUAUGAAUGCAUUCCUGUACAAAUUCACGCAUCGGCCAUUGUUCUCGACUAAUCCUCCUUCCGCACGUGUGACGUCCUUCGAUGAUGUGCCAUAUAUUUUUGGUGAACCAUUACGAUACCCAGAACGUUUUUCCCUUGAAGAUAUUUCAAUCACCAAGAUGAUGAUGAACCUUAUCACGAGUUUCGUUAAAACAGGAAAUCCGGAACCUGUGAAGGACUACAUUGUGCCAAAGUUCGAAUCCCCAGAUCUACGGUAUGUUGAUCUGGGUAGCGGUGGCGUCGUUGAACGGAAAUAUCCUAGCCGCAGGUGUGACUUUUGGAAAAAAUUCUACCCGAAGAACACGUAGCGACUAAAGCAACGAAGGCCAUUUUCCAUUAUCGCUAAGGCGGCUAGAUAAUCAAUUUCAAUAAAAAAAAUAAUUAAAUAUUUAAUAACUGAGAACAUUUUAUCAUCAGAGAUGAACGAAGACAGAAAGAAAAACGACUUUGACUCACCAUUUGCCUAUUAAAUUGAACUAAAAAGUAAAAAAUCAUCAGCUUAAAAAUAUCUUUGUGUCACCAUCUUUUUUCUGGACCAUGUGCCCUAAGGUGGUUUGAAAUUCAGCCAAUCCAAUUUUGCUGUUGUUUUUUUUCUACAAAAGUAAAUUAAAAGGAUUUUACUGAUGUACUUGGUCACAUGUUCGGAACUUUAUUACUUUUUUGAAAAAAAAACUUUACAUGAAAUUUUUAAGGACAAACAAAAGAUUUUAUAUUGCUGAUUCAGUCAUUUGCGCAGAGACAUUUUUCUUUAAAGAACGAGGCAGCUCAGCCUCGCUAAGAGAUAAGACCUCUUUAAAAUGAAAAAGUUUGCCUGAUCUGAAAUACACACGCUACAGCGUUUGCCCCAUGUAACUGAAGGACUGCGAAAAAUGGGUUGAUCAGAGAAAACGGAUGAAGCGUUGAAGUAGCCAAAAGCCAGCCUCCGAGUAUCACGAGAAAGACCAUUUUUUUUACUAUUUACCAAGCUGCCCUGAUGUCUAUAAAUAGCAACCGAUUAUUGCUUUAUUUAAGGGGAAGCGAUUGCAAUAGAAAUAACAUUACGAACGGUUCGAAUGUUCAUGUAAUAUAUAUAGAUAGUACGCUAAGAGUUAAUACGUGUGAAGGGAUCCGCAGAAGAAUUUUGCGAGAAUAAGCGACAAAAGAAGUCUCUCUCUUAAAGGAUGUAGCCCUUAUCCAGACACCGUGAGUGGCGUUCAUAAAGCUACCUAUAUGUAUAUGGGCGUAUUUGUUAAGUAUUGAUCGACCAACUAAGUAAUAAAUAUUUGG